This is a messenger RNA of Chenopodium quinoa (quinoa), 1499 nucleotides long. RefSeq names its product peptidyl-prolyl cis-trans isomerase CYP21-4-like. Gene Ontology annotation, molecular function: peptidyl-prolyl cis-trans isomerase activity. The transcript is spliced from 8 exons. Gene Ontology annotation, biological process: protein peptidyl-prolyl isomerization. The coding region runs from base 299 to 994 and encodes 231 amino acids. The record is from RefSeq and is a predicted model, not a curated record. Lineage: Eukaryota; Viridiplantae; Streptophyta; Magnoliopsida; Caryophyllales; Amaranthaceae.
UAGCUUUUGAAAUUUCGAAUAUUGAAAAAUACACCCAAACCAACCAAACCCUCCAAAGUUCUCCAAUUUCAGAACAAACAAAUACAUCCAAAAUCAAUUUAUAUUCAUUCGCCAACUAAUAUCUUCUGUAGAGAAAGAAACUUCUCAACACAACUAUUCUUCUUCUUCUCUUUUUUUUUGAGAGAGAAAGAAACAUCAAACUUCUUGGCAGAUUCAUCACAUCUGUUAUUCAGAUUCCAAUACCCCACAAAAAUUCCUCUGAUUUUCGAUUUGGAAUUUUUAAGGUAGAUAAAUAAAUAUGGCAAGAAUAAAGCCCCAAGCUUUGUUACAGCAAAGCAAGAAGAAGAAGGCGCCAAGUAGGAUCAGUCUCACCACUAUAAUUUUGUUCAGCUUGAUUGUUUUCAUGGUUGUCUUCUUCAUCUUCUCUGCGUAUAGGCAUUUUUCUCACAGGUCAGUGAACCCAGAUGAACCGGUACGUUAUACUAGUCGUAAGGUUGGUGAAUUGAAGAAUAUUGAUGUUCCAAAAUAUGCGAUUAUUCAAACAUCAAAAGGCGCCAUUGCUGUGGAACUGUUUAAGGAUGGAUCUCCUGAAAUUGUUGAUGAGUUUAUCGAGUUAUGUCAGAAAGGACAUUUCAAAGGGAUGCAAUUUCACCGUGUGAUAAAGCAUUAUGUGAUACAGGCAGGGGAUAUCCACAGUAUUGGACCUGCUGAACAAUGGACCCUCAAGGGGAAACACUACAGCCAGCUUGAUAGAAGUGUUAAGCAUGAGGCUUUUAUGCUUGGAACCUCCAAGUCAAAGCAUGAUAGCAAAGGAUUUGAGCUCUAUAUAACAACAGCACCUAUUCCCGAUCUAAAUGAAAAAAUUACUGUAUUUGGAAGAGUUACUAAGGGAGAGGAGGUUGUCCAGGAAAUUGAGGAGGUGGACACUGAUGAUCAUUAUGUACCUAAAUCCGCCAUUGGCAUUAUGGAUGUGACCCUUGAACAGAAGUUAUAAACAAUUUUUUUUUUCUUCCUGUUUUAAGUUCAACAGCUGUGCUCUACUGCUCUCCAUUGCAGAAAUUCCUUCUCCGGGGUUUUUUUAGCAGAGUCUACAGAUGCAAAUACUUGUGAACUUCUCAAACUUUUUCGCUGUUUGGUUGUGUUGGGGGACUUAGAAGAAAUCUAGUCUGUUGUAUGUUGUUCCUUUCCAACUCUGCUGAAAAAAAGUUGAACAGAAGGGAUGAUAUAUGAUGAUAUAGUACGAGAUUUUUUUUUCUUCGGAUUAGCAGUGAGAUUAUAGUAGCCAGUAGGAUUUUGCUGUGUAGGUAUCUUUGAAAAAUCAGAACUUUCCGCUCUAGCUCAAUGGUUCUUGAUCUGUUUUGUUUUUUUGUUGUUUUUGUUUUUGUGUUUUUUUUUUUUUUUUUUUUUCCUUUUUUGUCAGUUCAAUGUUAGAUACUGCUUCUUGAAUAUACUAUGGCUAUGGCUUGAAUGAAAAAUUAGCUUGUCAGAUCUCCAACAAA